This is a messenger RNA of Sebastes umbrosus (honeycomb rockfish), 3134 nucleotides long. Its product is annotated as zinc finger protein 420-like. Lineage: Eukaryota; Metazoa; Chordata; Actinopteri; Perciformes; Sebastidae. Gene Ontology annotation, molecular function: DNA-binding transcription factor activity, RNA polymerase II-specific; RNA polymerase II cis-regulatory region sequence-specific DNA binding. Gene Ontology annotation, biological process: negative regulation of transcription by RNA polymerase II; regulation of cytokine production; central nervous system development. The transcript is spliced from 6 exons. The record is from RefSeq and is a predicted model, not a curated record. Gene Ontology annotation, cellular component: nucleus. The coding region runs from base 249 to 2195 and encodes 648 amino acids.
AGAAGAAGAACAACAAGGAAGUAAUGCAACCCGGAAGUGUGGUUGUGUUGUUGUGAUCUCGGGUUAGUUGUUGUGUUAGCUGUCGAGCAUAUUCGUCCGUUUUGAGGCGGCAGAGCUCCAGGUGAACCCGCACACACUCAGUGAGUCCAGGACAACAAGAGUCCAGCAGUCAGAGUGGAGACACCUGCUGGAUCUCAGAGACCAGGACCAGGAGCCUGUUUCAGAAAGCAGCUUUAACAAACUCUGAGAUGGAAAAAUAUUCGGUUCCAGAACAGCUGAUCACAGUUAGUUCAAUCAAAUGUGAGGAUGAAAACAGCCAUGAUCAAUGGAGCUCUGAUACUACCAUUCACCAUGGCAACAGUGAGUCCAGGACAACAGAGUCCAUCAGUCAGAGUGGAGAGACCUGCUGGAACUCAGAGACCAGGAGCCCGUUUCAGGAAGCAGCUUUAACAAACACUGAGAUGGAAAAGUUUUCGGUUCCAGAACAGCUGAUCCCAGUUUGUUCAAUCAAAUGUGAGGAUGAAAACAGCCAUGAUCAGGGGAGCACCGAUACUACGAUUCACCAUGGCAACAGAGACCAGGACCAGGAGCACUUCAAGAUCAAAAAGGAGGAGGACCAGCAGAACCUGGACCAGUGGAGCAACAUAGUCCCCAGAACACCAGCAGCAGGCUCGUCCUAUGAUCAGGUGAUGAAGGAGUGUUACAUCCCUCUGACACGUGUCAGGAUCAGCAGUGCGAUGUUGGCUGCAAUGGACACCGUUGGACACUCAGCAGCUGUUCCAAAAGGCCAAAAGAAACUGAGAGGAAGAAAGGGACUGAUUCAUCAGAGAGUUCACACUGGAGAGAGACAGUACAGCUGUGAUGAAUGUGGAGCAGCUUUCACUCAAUCAGGUCACCUGAUAACCCAUCAACGCAUUCACACUGGAGAGAAACCCUACAGCUGUGAUGAAUGUGGAGCAGCUUUCAAUAGAUCAGAUAACCUGAAAACCCAUCAACGCAUUCACACUGGAGAGAAACCCUACAGCUGUGAUGAAUGUGGGGCAGCUUUCAAUAGAUCAGGUCACCUGAAAACCCAUCAACGCAUUCACACUGGAGAGAAACCCUACAGCUGUGAUGAAUGUGGGGCAGCUUUCAAUGAAUCAGGUAACUUGAAAAUACAUCAACGCAUUCACACUGGAGAGAAACCCUACAGCUGUGAGCAAUGUGGAGCAGCUUUCACUACAUCAGUUAAACUAAAAGUACAUCAACGUAUUCACACUGGAGAGAAUCCCUACAGCUGUGAUGAAUGUGGAGCAGCUUUCACUGCAUCAGGUUCCCUGAAAAAACAUCAACGCAUUCACACUGGAGAGAAACCCUACAGCUGUGAUGAAUGUGGAGCAGCUUUCACUCAAUCAGGUCACCUGAAAAUACAUCAACGCAUUCACACUGGAGAGAAACCCUACAGCUGUGAUGAAUGUGGAGCAGCUUUCAUUCAAUCAGGUUACCUGAAAAUACAUCAACGCAUUCACACUGGAGAGAAACCCUACAGCUGUGAUGAAUGUGGGGCAGCUUUCAAUGAAUCAGGUAACUUGAAAAUACAUCAACGCAUUCACACUGGAGAGAAACCCUACAGCUGUGAACAAUGUGGAGCAGCUUUCACUACAUCAGUUAAACUAAAAAUACAUCAACGCAUUCACACUGGAGAGAAACCAUACAGCUGUGAUGUAUGUGGAGCAGCUUUCAUUACAUCAGGUGCCCUGAAAAUACAUCAACGCAUUCACACUGGAGAGAAACCCUACAGCUGUGAUGAAUGUGGCGCAGCUUUCAUUACAUCAGCUAAACUAAAAAUACAUCAACGCAUUCACACUGGAGAAAAAACGUACAGCUGUGAUGUAUGUGGAGCAGCUUUCACAACAUCAGGUCACCUGAAAUCCCAUCAACGCAUUCACACUGGAGAAAAAACUUACAGCUGUGAUGUAUGUGGAGCAGCUUUCACAACAUCAGGUCACCUGAAAUCCCACCAACGCAUUCACACUGGAGAGAAGCCAUACUGGUGUGACCAUUGUGGUAAAACUUUUGCUCAUGGUAGUCACUUUAAAUCCCACCAACGCAUUCACACUGGAGAGAAGCCAUACUGGUGUGACCAAUGUGGGAAAACUUUUUCUCAGUGUAGUAAUCUUAAAGUCCACCAGCGUAUUCACACUGCAUUGUUGUGAACACGUUUCAGAGCCCAGCUAGCUGUUUUCUCUUGCCUCCUCCCCAUGCCCUGAUAGCUGUGUUGUUAUAUUCUGAGCUUCUCUCCACAUUGAAGUCUUACCAACAGUGACUUUAUUUUGUAAACAGCAUGUAUUUUAUUGUGGCUACAACUAAAUACUGGCCUUUAUUCCUGUAAUAUAUUUUUUUUCUUAACCAUCCAUUAAUCUGCUGAGUAUUUUCUGGAUAAAUUGUUUUGUAAAGAACAGAAACUUUGACUGUAUUCGACCCCCUGGGCCUGUGCACCGUAGACCCGUUCAAUCAUCCAUCCAUGAGUCGACAACUGGACAAAGAUCAAGGAGGACAUUCCCAUCCGACACCAGAGACCCUCUUUGAACAGAGACAGGGGUUACCAUCUCCCCCCGAAUACAACCACCUGUUAUCAUGUGACUGUACUGGACUAGCGUCAAGUGAUGACAACUGAGGAAGGUUAAGUGCUGAAGAAGGCCAUGGGAUAUGGUCAAAAGCUCCUCAAAGACAGUAUGUGAGCCUUGAGUUUAGAAUGAUUUAUUCCAGAUGUGUUCCCAUUAUUGUUUUUAUCUGCUUCAUACAUAUUCUCUUUUUCUUGUUGUUUUGUAGUUCAACAUUAUAUUUUCCUCUUUUGUGUAGUUUUCAUUGAAUAAUCUUUAUUUUAAAUUUAUAUUCACUGUUUUUAUUUUCUAUGACUGAAUGUGGUAGGGCUGCAUGAUUAUGGCCAAAAUGGCUUUCAACUUCAAAUAUUGAGUGUUGUCAAAGCAAACUAUCUGUGUUGGUUCUCAUCAAAAGAAAAUAUUUAAUGUUCAUGAAUUGAAUUUAUAUUUAACUUAUAUUCUCUAGAAGAUUAUAAUUAUCAUUUCUAUUUUGUUGUUUGACAAUGACCUGGAGGUAAUAAAAGACUUCUUUUUGGAAUAAAGUCUGUUUGA